Molecule: messenger RNA, 2450 nt
Organism: Bombyx mori (domestic silkworm)
Lineage: Eukaryota; Metazoa; Arthropoda; Insecta; Lepidoptera; Bombycidae
Product: damage-control phosphatase ARMT1
Exons: 15
Coding region: 111-1931 (606 amino acids)
Biological process (GO): DNA damage response
Cellular component (GO): nucleus
Molecular function (GO): phosphatase activity
Source: RefSeq, a predicted model, not a curated record
ACUACUGUCAAAAAAAUUGUGAAGGAAAACAGUCGGUGCUGUGUCAAACAUCUAUUAGCUUAAAUCAAAAAACCAAAAAAAACAGUAAAAUUAUUAGUAAUCUAAACAAAAUGAGUGCUUCAAAAACCGUGUCUAAAGGGUCUGUGAACAGUACAACGAUCGUGACGGACGACGUAGACGAAAGCUCAAAGCCGGAAUUUAUUUAUGGUGGUCCCUUCAUUAAAGUAGAAAAACCAUCGCCGAUAAUAGACACAGCCACUCCGUUCAAUUUGGAACUACAGGGAACAUUUAAAAAGAGCUUCGCAUAUUAUUCACUGAAAGAGAGACUGCCAGUGAUCCUAACGAAAAUCAUAGAUUAUUUAUCCAGAGAGGGAUCUAAAAUUAAAUCCACGCACGGCGCGAGCGACGAAGACAUACUUUCGUAUAUACAAUACGUGACCAAGUUAAAAAACGAUUUGGUCACCAACAAGCAGUACGAUCUGCUGACGGUCGACACGCCCGAGGCGAGGAGAUGGAACCAGUGGAUCGAGGCAUUGGACAUCAAACACUACUUCACCAAUGUGUGGGUGUUCACGGAGUGCUACGUUUACCGGAGGCUCAGGGAGGGCUGUGAGCUAAGCAAAACUCUCAAGAAUUUCGAUCCGUUCGCUGACCAAAAGCAGAAAUCGUUCGAAGGAAGCUUGGAGCUGAUGUGUAUUGUGGCCGAUAAGCUAGUUAAUAUGUUAUCUAAGAGCGAUAAAGAUAAAUGUAAAAGUGAUUUUGUUACUUUGCUGAAGCUCUGUCUGUGGGCCAACAAAUGCGAUUUGUCGUUGUCCAGUGGCGAGCAAGUGUUUUUGAACGGGAACAAUGCUGACGGAAAAGCUACGACAUCAAACAUCAUAGAUCCAUUCCAAAUGAUUCUCGAUUUUAAGGAUAAGUUAUUAGUUGAUGAUACGUCAAAAAUAGUCGAUCAGGUGACGAAUAAAGCUGAAGCCAUGAUGAAGAACUUAGAGGCGAACGCAACCGUAAAAUAUCAGUGCAGUUGUAACAGGCUGGCGACACUCGCCGGGAUGACAGUCUGUAAAGACGAGCCGGCUUCGGCUGCGGACGGCGCCAAAGGCUCUCCGCCCGAGACGCCCGCUGCUGAAGCCGCUGAUGUCCCUUGUCCGACAAAGAUGACAUCACCUCAGCACGUCAUGUUCGAUAUAGUAUGCGAUAAUGCUGGGUACGAGUUAUUCGCCGAUUUGUGUUUAGCACAUUUUCUGAUAUCACAGGGGAUCGUGCAAAAGAUUCGGUUCCACGUGAAGAACAUACCUUGGUUUGUGUCUGACGUCACGCCCGUAGAUUUUAAGUGGGUGAUCGACUCAUGCCUCAAAGCCAGCUACAGGAGAGAAGUCCCCCAGCAGCCGACAGAAGCGGCCGAGGGCGAGGUCCCCCCCGAGCCGGAGCCCCCCCGGGUGAUAGGCGCGGACAAUCUGCGCGCCCUGGCGGAGCAGUGGACCAAAUACGUAGACGAAGGCACAUUUGUAGUAUUGCACGACGACUUCUGGACCUCCCCCCACGUGUACAGGGACAUGAAAAGGCACGCGCCCUCUCUGUACCGCCAGCUGCAGUACGCGGUCGCGCUGCUGUUUAAGGGCGACCUCAACUACAGGAAGCUGCUCUGUGAGAAGAACGUGCCACCCACCAGUGGGCUGGAGGCCGCCUUGCAGGGCUUCCUCCCGGCUCCCGUGAUCGCGGUGCGCACGGUGAAGGCCGACCUGAUAUGCGGGCUGCCGAAGGGUAAGUGGGACCAGCUGAACGCGCUCGACGACAAGUGGAUGCAGAAGGGCGACUUCGGCGUGAUUCAGUAUUGCGGUAAAGUGGAACCACUAAAGGUAGCUGACCGGCCAUGCGAUCAGUACGGAGACGUCUGCAGGGGAGCCGGCUGUGGUCCACGGACCGAUAUGUGAUCCUAAAUAAUCACAAAACAUACAUCAGACACGAAGACAAAGAAUACAGACUUAAAUAACACAGAAAGGUUCAGUAUUGAGAACAGCGCGCAUUGUAACACGCGAGGUCAACGACCGCGUGGUGUUAUUUGUUGGCAACCGCGCAAUGUAUGAAGUUAUUUAUAACUACCUUACUAUUUAUAACUUCAUUAACGUUUUAGAUUUCGUCAACAAACUACUGUCUGUAUAAACUUUAAAUUUGUUGUAGAUAGAAAUAAAUUUGAGUAGUUUUUUUUUUAAAUAAAUUAAAUUUUAUUGUAAAGGAUUUGUGAUACAAAGUUUAUGAAACUUUGUCUGUAUUAAAUUUUAUUUUAAGACGUUUUGGACUUGCGACGAACCUCGUCCAAGCUCUAAGAUUUAUAUGCUUUUCCUAAUUCUUCCCAAUUUGAUAUUAUUUCUUUACAACUGAGUUAGAUUGACAUUAAUUGCAUGAUAAAAAAUAAAUGUAUUAUUAUGACAAAACCUAACAAAUACUAUUUA